GUGAGGAUACGGUGAAGUUUGGAUCGGUGUAUUUUAUAAUCGAGUCAAAAAUAUUACGGAAUGUUUGCACUAUUGUGUCAUUCAAUGAUAAGCAAUAAGCUACUUUUGCAAACUACCCGAUUUAGUGCAAUUCGCUCUUUCAAUGUAAAAAAUUCCAUGAAACUCGGAUUCCCGUGCGCUUACACCGAUGAAGAAACCCGCAAAAUCUUAAACACAUUAAAUGAACAGGAUGUUGAACAGCUGUACAAGUACGACAUCUCUAAAUCUCGGCUAAAACGAAUUGAAAUUUGGCGUAAAAAAUUUGGAACAUUCAUGUCUCUUGAACAAGUGUUGGAGCUUGAUGGGUUUGGUAUUACAGUGUUACGCAGAUUUUACGAUUCAAUUAUUACCAGUCCAAAAGAUAAUGUGAUGGUUCCGCCGAAAGUGGCUAAAAAAGAUCCAACGUUUACGACACCUACCUUUCCUGGUGAUCUAGCAACUAAAGUUCAAAGUUGCGUUUCAUUGUACAUUGGUUUGGAUUUUGUAACUUGGGCGAAGUUUCAUAUAGCAAACGAGAAACCAACAGUAUUGAACGGCUGGAAUAGUUUUGCGAUACCUGAUCGAAAGUUACAUAUCAGCGAUUUGAUUCGCAUGGUUAAUCAGAUCAACCGGCUCAUUCCGGAGGGUGAUGUUUACGUAGUAGAAAACCCUGCUGUAGCACAAACAGUUGUUGGCGGAAGUGCGCUAAAAACUAACAUCAAUAUUCAAAAAUCACAACUGAUUGCCAUGAUAAUGCUUAUGUUGACAAGUCGAACUAGAGAAAACAUAGCGAUUACAGAUAAUAUUUUCUUUUUAAAGCAAUUCACUUCCGCACGUUUGUUCGAAAUCUUUGUUGGAACUGAGAGAGUUUCAUGCGAAAAUGUAGUUCGAUCGCUACUAGAAUGCCAAGUAGGAUUAAAUGAAGGCGCUUUAGAGCAAGUUCAGUCAAAAGUGAUAGUUCCUUCUGGGCUAAAAAUUUUGUACGAAGAAAAGCAUGAUGCAGAACGUGAAUUUUUAGGACAAUCAUUAUUAUUAGGUUUGACGUUUGUAAGGUUGUGUAUUGUACAGUGUAAAAACAGCUUAAAUAUACUGAGAAAAUGAAUAGUAAUAUUAUAAACAAAUGAUAGCAGUCAUAAAAGGAGUACUAAG
Sabethes cyaneus is the source of this 1167-nucleotide messenger RNA. RefSeq lists its product as uncharacterized. Gene Ontology annotation, biological process: transcription elongation by mitochondrial RNA polymerase; mitochondrial transcription. Gene Ontology annotation, molecular function: DNA polymerase processivity factor activity. NCBI's taxonomy places the organism in Eukaryota, Metazoa, Arthropoda, Insecta, Diptera, Culicidae. Gene Ontology annotation, cellular component: mitochondrial nucleoid. The record is from RefSeq and is a predicted model, not a curated record. Bases 61 to 1119 code for a protein of 352 amino acids. The transcript has 2 exons.